Plectropomus leopardus (leopard coralgrouper) is the source of this 1749-nucleotide messenger RNA. RefSeq lists its product as uncharacterized. NCBI's taxonomy places the organism in Eukaryota, Metazoa, Chordata, Actinopteri, Perciformes, Serranidae. The record is from RefSeq and is a predicted model, not a curated record.
CGUCAGCGAGGUCCUGUGUGAAAACAAAGGCAGCUCGGACGCUUGUCAGGGACGAGAUGCUGUAGCCUGACAUUGUCUGCAGGAAGCUCGUGUUUAUAAUAUGUGGAGGAUGGACUGCCGGCUGCUUCUGCCUGCGAUAUGCGCCGCUUGUUUCAUGGGCAUGGUGGUCAGCCAGACCACACUUAUUCCUGCUGUGACGGACACCACUCUGAUGGAGAAUGUGACCUCUCUGACUGUAACUCCCGUGAUUCUCAGCAGCACGACCCCGGGCUGCACAGCAUUCAACACUUCUACUUGUGAGCCCUGUGCACCAGGAUCGCAGUACGACAACAAUACUUUGCUGUGUACAUGCUGCUCUGACCCUGGGCUGUGUCUAUUUCCUGGAGCCUGCCUGCCUUGCACCACAGGUUUCUAUCAGCCGCUAGCAGGACAGCAGCAGUGUCUGCCCUGCAGCCGGGGCUUCUACACAAAUUUCACUGGAAGUCCAUUAUGUCACCCCUGCCCUGCUGGAUCCUUCAACAAUAACACCGGUUCAGCUUCUUGCACAAGUUGUUCGCCAGGUUCCUUUUCAUUGCAGCAGAGCGCCACUUCAUGUGCACCAUGUGCAUUAGGAACUUUUUGCAACUCCUCUGGUUGUAGUCAGUGCCAGACAUGUCCUGGAGGAACAGAGGCUCUACAGACCGCUGCAAAAGACUGCACACCGUGUCGGCCAGGCAUGCACAAGGCUCCCCAUCAAACAACAUGUCAAAUCUGCGGCAGUGGCUUCUUCCAGAUCCACUGGGGUCAGGAGAGCUGUGAUUUAUGCCCCGAAAAUCACUACUGCCCCAGCCCAGAUGUGAACCCCAUUCAGUGUCCCGGCGAUGCUUUUUGUCCAGAGGGCAGCUUGUCUCCGAGCUACUGCAUGGAGACUUUCUUCCGCAAAGAAGGGGACACUUGUGAAUUGGCUCCUGUCACUAUUGCUCUUUUGGUCAUUGGAGGAGGAGUGGCCCUACUCUUCAUCAUUUUAAUGGUCCUACGUCGACGGAGAGACACUGACGGAGAGCUGACUGUAGCCCGAGCUCCAUUACUACGCAAAGAGCGACCUCAAGGCCGAUACUAUGGGAUCCCCUGUGAUGCAGAACCUGUAUAUGCUGGCUGGUGAACUAAAGGACCUCAGCUCAGCUUUCCCGCGUGCUUGGUAGGACGAAAACAACUGAGGUCUUUUCUCCCGAUGAGUCCAAACUAAAGACAAAGCACUGAUAGAGGAAGACUGAUGGUAAAACUCCGGACUGGUACUUUGACAAUCCAUCAGUUUUUUUAAUGUGGUACAUUUGAAUAAAUUCUCGAGAAACAUUUUUUUUUUAAAUUCUUGUAGUUUGACACUGUUACAGUUAUUCUACUCAGAGACCAACACACUCCUUUUGUAAACGAGAUUAUUGGAUUAUGAGAGGUAUGCUGGAACGCUGGAAAUGAAAUGCGUGCCUUAACUUGGUGAGAAACUCUCUCUCUUCUGAAAAGCACUUUUUUUUUCCAGAGGUAAUUGAUUUACUUUGCACUUAUGUGUUGUAGACUUGUGGAUGCCUCUGUUAACUCAUGCAUUUCCACAGAGGUGUAAAAUGCGGUUGGUUGGUUGCGUUUUUUUUAUGCAUUUGAUUACAGCACAUCGUGUCAUCUGUCGUUACAUUGAUGCCUUUGCUCAGUGUUUUUCAUCUGCUUUUUUAAAGGUUAUAUUUGUAUGUUUUAAAGAAAAAUUAAAGAUUAAUUAUUUGA